AUGAACCGUCAACUGCUACCACCGUUGCCGAAGAAUGCUAGCUCGGUGGAUUCUAAAAUCUGGCGAGCGAUCGCCGGCGCCGCCGUGCAUAUCCCCGCUGUUAAUUCUAGGGUUUACUACUUUCCUCAAGGACAUAUGGACCAAGCUUCUUCUCCUCCUAACAACCUUUCUCCUCGACUACUCUCCCGGCCUUACAUUCUCUGUUCUGUUUCUGGUGUUCAAUUUCUUGCCGAUCCAAAAACCGAUGAGGUUUUUGCGAAACUGUUUCUUCAGCCUCUCAAUGAUUUUGCUGCUAUUUUCCCUCGUGUUCCUGCUCCCGAAGUUGAUGAUGGUGAGAGGAUUUUCUCGUUUGCGAAGAUUCUCACGCCUUCGGAUGCUAACAACGGAGGUGGAUUCUCCGUUCCGAGGUUUUGCGCUGAUUCGAUUUUCCCGCCCCUUGACUAUAGUAUGGACCCUCCGUAUCAGUCUCUUGUGAUUACUGACGUGCACGGCAUGGCUUGGGAGUUUCGUCACAUUUACCGUGGCACGCCGAGAAGGCAUCUGCUUACCACCGGUUGGAGUAGGUUCGUUAACGGUAAAAAGCUCGUUGCUGGUGAUUCUGUUGUUUUCAUGAAGAAUACCAGAGGUAACAUGUUCAUCGGUAUCCGCCGCGCUGUCCGUUACGUGCCGGCUCGGAGUGCUAACGACACGACAAGAUUGUGUCUUCCGAUCUGCGGGGUGAGAAACAGGGUGGAGGAUGAAGAUGAGGAGAAACAGGUGGAAGAGAAGUGUAGAGAGGAGUUCUCGAGGAACGGGAAAGGGAAGUUGUCUCCGAAAUCUGUUGCGGAGGCAGCGGAAUUGGCGGCGCAGGGGUUGGCGUUUGAAGUUGUGUAUUAUCCGAAAGCUGGUUGGUCGGAUUUUGUGCUGAAAGCUGAGGUUGUGGAUGCAGCAAUGAGUGUAACAUGGUGUCCGGGAAUGAGAGUCAAAAUGGCUGUGGAGACUGAUGAUUCUUCUCGGACUACAUGGUUUCAGGGUGUAGUGUCUUCGGUUUCUGUUCCUGAUAAUGGCCCUUGGGGAGGUUCCCCUUGGCGUAUGCUUCAUAUUACAUGGGAUGAACCUGAAGUGUUGCAAACUUCCAAGUGGGUCAGCCCUUGGCAGAUUGAACUUCUUUCUACAACACCUUCACUUCAUACACCAUUUCCCUCAAUAAAAAGGCUUAGAGGGCCCCAUGGGGUGUUAACUGAUGGAGACCCUUUUUCUAUCACAGCAUUCACUAAUUCAACAAUGGGGCAACUGAAUCAAUCAUUGUUGAGUUACGGUACUUUUCCUGCUGGCAUGCAGGGAGCCAGGCAUGAUCUAUUUUCUGUUUCAAGUUUUUCCAACUUUCCAGGUGAAAACCCCCGUCUGUGUAUGAGUAACUCCUUUGGCAACAACACAGUGCUGGGGUUGAAAUCUUUGUCAACUGAGCUAAAUGUUGGCAGUUCUCAAUCUGAUGAUUUUUCACCAGAGAGCCAGAGUAGUUUGCCUUCCUUUGGCACAGAUUUUGUCCGGAACUACAACUGCAACUCAAUGAAACCUGGGCCGGUAUCGUUUCAGCUAUUUGGUGUAGUCAUUCAGACAGAACGGCCUGUUGAAAGUGGUUCGCAUGGUACUGGUAGUCCAGGAGAUGACAGCAGUAAGGGCUGCAAUGAAACUGAAGGCAUGAACAAUCCUCUUGAGGAUUCUUUGAUUUACUCAAAAUUGCUUGACAGACUGGAUGGCCAGUGCCAAAUUGCCUCAACUGUCGAGGCAUGCUAUUUGUGA
Molecule: messenger RNA, 1782 nt
Organism: Lathyrus sativus (Indian pea)
Lineage: Eukaryota; Viridiplantae; Streptophyta; Magnoliopsida; Fabales; Fabaceae
Source: the annotation of a GenBank genome assembly